UGAACAUAACGGUUAAAAAUUCGGGAAUCGUUGGCGAAGUGUAAAGUCAACAACAGAAAUAAGAAAUUACCGCUGGAAUAGUAUAAACCAAGCCACUUUCAAGCUCAAUGAGCACGUGUACAGUGAUUAAAUUGAAAAAUUCCUGUAAAUAAAUUAAAGAAAUAGUCGCGUCGCGUCCUGAAAUCCUAGGAGCAUUAGUCAGCACAAAAUAUCAAUAUAAAAUAUCUCAAAAGUGUUUUUUUAAAUUUGAAUUGUGAACUGAUACGGUAAUUUCAUUAUCACAGCGGCAAUCAGUUUUUCUCGUAGAAGAAACAUAGUGAGAGUAUAAGAAAAAAUUACGGCUGAGUAGAUAAACUGGGAAGUGAAGAAACAUAGUCAAGAAUUAUAUCGAACGCGUACGGUAGUGCCGCGCAGAGUAGGGACCGAAACGUAUCAAAUCAACUUUAUGCACAAAGCGUCGCUUUAAGUGUACGAGCAAGAAUAAGAGACUUUCGAAAUAAUAACACCGACCAGCUCAAAUUGCCCCUUUGCGCAGGUUUAAUCAAAUUACGUCACGUCAAGGUCCGUAUCGCAACGCGUCGCGACGUCCAACUGCGUUACUAAAGACAAAAUGUGCCCCAACUGAUAGCCUCGAGAAGACAACCAACAAUCAAGCUAUCUUGGUUGUUCGCCACUUAAGCUCUGAAAUAUUCUAUUUGGAUUAAGUUGACCUUCAGCGCCAAUUGUAGCGGCAGAGCGAAUAUCAUAAAGCGCACACAGUUCAGCACUGUAACUGUUUACUUCCCUGCAUUCGUUUCAAUCAAUUCCGACACAGAGCUUCCAACGUUAUACACAAUGGCUACAAACACGGAAAUACUACCCUUCCAUCAUCACACAACUAUUUCUCUACAAACUGCCGCUGCACUGACCAGCUAUCAUGGUGGUGGCAGUGGUGGCGGCGGCGGCAAUGGUAGUGGCGGUGGGGCCGCUGGUUCCGUACUGCCAAAUGCUACACAACUGGCCGCGGCCGCUUGGAACAUGGAGGACUGCCUCUACCAACAGACUGAACUUCCCGCCCUCACACAGCGCGCACACCAUCUGCUGCGCUUCACGCCCUACGCGUUGCAUCAUCGACCCCAACUGCAGACAUUACCACCCGCGUUGUACCUCCAGCAUGCUGCGGCUGCUGCCGCCGCUGCGGCCGCACAUGCGCAGCAUCAUCACCAUCAUCAUCAUCUGCAGCAUAGGCCGGCGUCGCCGGAGAGUCCAGCGCCUAUCGAGGGUACACACAUCAGCAAUCUCUUCCCCGAAAUACUCGAAAUGAUCUUCCAGAAGUUGUCGGUACGGGAUUUGGGUCGCGCUGCUCAGGUGUGUGUUGCUUGGCGUGAUGCAGCAUAUGCGAAGAGCGUGUGGAAGGGUGUUGAAGCAAAGUUGCAUCUGAAGCGUUCCAGUCCUAGUCUCUUCAAUUCGCUGGUGCGUCGCGGCAUUAAAAAGGUGCAAAUACUUUCGCUGCGCCGUUCGUUAAAGGAUCUUGUACUCGGCGUGCCAUCACUAGUCUCGCUAAAUUUGAGCGGUUGCUUUAACGUGGCCGAUGUGAAUUUGGGUCAUGCUUUCUCCGUGGAUUUGCCGAAUUUAAAAGAGCUGGAUCUUUCGUUAUGCAAACAAAUCACCGAUACGAGUCUCGGACGCAUUGCACAACAUCUUAAGAACUUGGAGACACUUGAACUUGGCGGUUGCUGCAACAUUACUAACACCGGUUUGUUACUCAUCGCGUGGGGUCUUAAAAAAUUGAAACAUUUAAAUUUACGUUCCUGUUGGCACAUCAGCGAUCAGGGUAUUGGUCACUUGGCUGGCUUGAGUAAGGAAACAGCCGAAGGUAAUAUGGAGUUGGAAUAUCUUGGUCUGCAGGACUGCCAACGACUCAGCGAUGAAGCGCUCGGUCAUAUAGCACAAGGUCUAACGUCACUAAAGUCAAUAAACCUGAGCUUUUGCGUCUCCGUCACGGACAGCGGCCUCAAGCAUCUGGCGCGUAUGCCCAAACUCGAGCAACUCAAUUUACGUUCCUGCGACAACAUCUCCGACAUCGGCAUGGCGUAUCUCACCGAAGGCGGCAGCGGCAUUACCUCACUCGAUGUCAGCUUCUGCGACAAGAUAAGCGAUCAAGCGCUCUCACACAUCGCACAGGGACUCUAUCGUUUGCGCUCGCUUAGCCUAAAUCAGUGCCAAAUAACCGACCAGGGUAUGUUGAAGAUCUCGAAAUCGUUGCAAGAACUGGAAAAUCUUAACAUCGGGCAAUGCAGUCGAAUAACGGACAAGGGGUUAGAGACGCUAGCGCAAGAUCUGGUCAAUCUAAAGACCAUCGAUUUGUACGGUUGCACGCAAUUAUCUUCAAAGGGUAUCGACGUGUUCAUGAAAUUGCCGAAGUUGAUAAAACUGAAUCUCGGCCUAUGGCUCGUAAGAUGAUGCGUCUCACGCAGCAUAAAUCAACGAUGCGCCAAAUAUUCUUCGGCGCGACAAUGCAACAAGGUUUGUUUUACGAAUUCGGUAUGGCAGCGCAAAUUCGGAAUUCAAGGUCCUAUGAGCAACGUGGGUAGAGCAGCCAAAGGGUUAGUAAGGAAGAGACCAGCAAGCAGACAAUUUGCAGAUAUUUUCUAACAUAAACACACUUUAAUUUCGGAUGAUUAAGGUGAUCAACCAGCGAAAUCAGCUCAAUCUCUUGCGUCUAAAUUUUGAUCUUGCCUCGCGCCUAAUUGCUUUCUAGAAUACACCACUGCAACCAUGAGUCCGGGAAUAAUGCAACAAAGCGGCAACCCAUAAUUAUGCAAAACACACAUAUGUAUAUGUCUGUCUGCCUGAAUAUAUGGGCGUGUGUGCACACGAAUGUGCACUCGUGCGGCUAGUAAUGUGUAUCGUCAGCAUGCAAACUCGCCAUCGCGCCACUAACUAAAUGCGCGCACGAGGCUCGGCGGCGGAGAUGGGGACAACUGCAACGCCAAGGAGGAGAGGCGGCUUUGAGAAGGGUGCAGAUCGUUGGAAAAAAUUAAAAUACCGACAAAAUAAGAUGAAUAAAAUUAGUAAAAAAACAUGUUCGAAAUAAUAAGAGUGGUACAAUAUAACAAAGCCAGCGCAGACCGACCAACAACAACAGCAACGCAUGCAUGACUUUCGUUUCUCAUAAACACGGCGUGUACUAAAUUUAAAACAGCAAUGAAGAACCCAAUAAAAACGCGAAUAGGAGAAACAUUGAACAAAGUGAAACGAAACACCAACGACCAAAACAAGGCUGCGCCAGCAAGAACGGCAGCAGCAACAAUGGCGAUUAACUUGGACACGAAGUCAGGCACGCAACACAGCGCAGUCCACCAGACAGACAGCGCACAGCAGACCAUGCGGACAGACAAGAACACACACGCUGAAACUCAUAUGUAUGUGCUGCAAGCCUUCAUGUAUGUACAUACGUAUAUCCCUAUGUAUGUGCAUUGGUGUGCGCAUGUGUGUAGAUAUGUAACAGCGCUGGAAUUAUGGCUACUGCGAAGGCUGCUCGCAUGGUUGCCUUGUUGGCUGACGAACGGUGAACCGGAAGGCUCGGCUGGCAUGCCAGUACCUCAGCCAACGCGACUUGACUUGGCACGGCUCGGCUGGCUGGCUGAAUGCAUGGACGUAUGGCUAACCACUUGCCUUGGUUUGCGAUGGCGGCUCACCGCUUUGGUCGCGCUUACUUUGCAUACAACAAACACACAUGCAAAUGUCUGCGUAUGUGCGGCACAUGCUUGUAUGUACAUAUGUAUAUUGGCGAUGCGUGCAGACAGCAAAUAUCGCGGCGGCAAUUUGGGUUGAUAUGGCCGGGAGCUAAGACCUGGAGCAUGAUGCGAGUAGAACACUCGCGUAAAGCAAAUGUAGCGGUUAUCCAGCGCUAUUCGAAUGACUUGAAUUUAAAUCACAACUUUUUGAAAUUAAAAUAUAUAUAAAAUAUACACCAAACCACCACCAACAACAACCAACAAUUCCAGUAGACGAAACAAAAGCAAAUCAGCAACAAACACAGGAAAUACGUAGAUGCAAUGCAAGCAGCAACGCCAGCAGAGUGGACGUUAACAACAGCAACAACAAAUCGAUGAUAGUUUGCCCGCGACAACAGGAAUGCAACCAACAACAAGUAGCAACGCGAGACCGUGGCGGCGGCAGCGUAGCUACAACAACAGCAACACAACAACUGGCGGUGCCAAGAGUCAGUUCUAGCGGCGCAAGGUUCACUAUUUAGUUCACCUCUAGUGUAUCAAGUUAAGGCUGAGCUCAUUUUUAACAAAGUUAAGGCGCAACAACAACAAAAUUAUAAAACAAAAAACACAACAAUAGCAAAAGUAAAUGCACGAACGACCCUCACUUUUGUCUGUCUGUCUGUUGUACACACACACAUACAUAUACACAGCAAAAUGUAUGAACUAAUGCAAACAAACGCAUGAACACCUGUAAAGCUCUGAACCACUACAUGCAUACAUACAAAAAAAAUACUAAAAAAAAUCCACAUAGUAAUCCAAAAACAAAAAAAUGAAACAAAAACAACACACAUAUAAAAGCAAAAAAGCACACGCUGAAAGAGUGCAUAUAAAAACGAUAGAAAAUAUUAAAGUAAGAAUCGUUGGCAACAACAACAGUGUGGCGCGCCUUCGCUGCGCGCCUGCUGCGCUCGUUCUGUACACUGUGUAACAAAGCGCCAGCAUGCAAAUUGAAAUUAAAUGCGAA
This is a messenger RNA of Bactrocera tryoni, 4722 nucleotides long. RefSeq names its product F-box/LRR-repeat protein 14 (gene Ppa). The transcript has a single exon. Bases 835 to 2442 code for a protein of 535 amino acids. Gene Ontology annotation, biological process: SCF-dependent proteasomal ubiquitin-dependent protein catabolic process. The record is from RefSeq and is a predicted model, not a curated record. Gene Ontology annotation, cellular component: SCF ubiquitin ligase complex. NCBI's taxonomy places the organism in Eukaryota, Metazoa, Arthropoda, Insecta, Diptera, Tephritidae. Gene Ontology annotation, molecular function: protein binding.